Microplitis demolitor is the source of this 2859-nucleotide messenger RNA. RefSeq names its product general transcription and DNA repair factor IIH helicase subunit XPD (gene Xpd). Gene Ontology annotation, biological process: positive regulation of mitotic recombination; transcription by RNA polymerase II; nucleotide-excision repair. Gene Ontology annotation, molecular function: ATP binding; damaged DNA binding; hydrolase activity, acting on acid anhydrides, in phosphorus-containing anhydrides. Gene Ontology annotation, cellular component: nucleus. The transcript is spliced from 13 exons. The coding region runs from base 274 to 2553 and encodes 759 amino acids. NCBI's taxonomy places the organism in Eukaryota, Metazoa, Arthropoda, Insecta, Hymenoptera, Braconidae. The record is from RefSeq and is a predicted model, not a curated record.
UUUCAAAUGUCGCGCUAAAAUUUACGCAUGUAAAUAAUCGUCUAUUAUUUUAUAGAAUAAUUAUUUUGAAAAAAUUACUUUUUUUUUUUUCAUUAAUUUUUGUUAAUUAGUUUUGAUAAUUAAUGAUUACUCAAGUGUCAGAAUGAUUAAUUACUGUGCGGUUGUAUUUAAAUGUAAUUAUUUGCCGGCAUAACCUAAAGUUGGGAAAAAAAGUAAAUAAAUAAUUUUUAAAUAUUUUUAAUUAAUUAAUUAAUUUAUUUAUUGUAAUUAAUAAUGAAGAUAAGUGUUGAUGGUUUGAUUGUGUACUUUCCUUAUGAUUAUAUUUAUCCAGAACAAUAUGCCUACAUGUUGGAGCUCAAAAGAGGCUUGGAUGCCAAGGGUCAUUGUCUGCUGGAAAUGCCUUCUGGCACUGGAAAGACAGUCACUUUAUUAUCAUUAAUUGUCGCUUACAUGCUGGAGAAUCCUUCAGCAGUUACAAAACUAAUAUAUUGUUCUCGAACUGUGCCUGAGAUCGAAAAAGUCAUUGAAGAAUUAAAGAAGCUCAUGGAUUACUACGAAAAAGAAACGGGCAGCCCGCCCAGAAUGGUUGGACUUGUUCUCAGUUCUAGGAAAAAUAUGUGUAUACACCCGGAAGUCAGCAAAGAGCGAGAUGGAAAGAUUGUUGACGGCCGCUGUCAUUCAUUGACGGCUUCAUAUGUGAGAGCCAGACAUAAUUAUGAUGAAAGUACACCAAUUUGUAGCUAUUAUGAAGGCUUUGAUUUGGAAGCUCGCGAACGAGUCAUGCCACCCGGUAUUUAUUCGAUUGAUGAUGUCAAAGAAUAUGGCAGAGACAGAAAUUGGUGUCCGUAUUUUCUUGCUAGACUCGCUAUAAUGCAAGCACACUUUGUCGUAUACAGUUAUCACUAUUUACUGGAUCCAAAAAUUGCUCAGACGGUUUCCAAAGAGCUUGCUAAAAAUUCAGUUGUUGUUUUUGAUGAAGCUCACAACAUUGAUAAUGUUUGUAUUGAUUCGAUGAGUGUCAAAAUUACUCGAAAGACGAUGGAAAAAUGUUCAACAAACAUUCAAUUAUUAGAAAAAACAGUAGCUGAAAUGCGAGAUGAAGAUGCUAAUAAACUUAAAGAAGAGUAUCAGAGGCUAGUAGAAGGUUUAAAAGAUGCUCAAGUUUCCAGAGAAACAGAUGUUGUGUUGGCCAAUCCAGUCUUACCAGAUGAAAUUUUAGAAGAGGUAAUUCCUGGGAAUAUAAGAAAUGCUGAGCAUUUCGUCAGUUUCCUUAAGCGUUUUGUCGAGUAUUUAAAAACGAGAUUGCGAGUCCAGCACGUGGUUCAAGAAACACCAGCAUUAUUUCUACGCGACCUGCAGAGUAAAGUAUGCAUCGAACGAAAGCCACUUAAAUUUUGCGCAGAAAGACUCGCGUCUCUUCUGCGAACCAUGGAGAUAACGGACUUGACGGAUUUUUCGUCAUUGAUUCUUGUGACCCAUCUCGCGACUCUGGUUUCCAGUUACACGACUGGAUUUACGAUAAUAGUCGAACCUUUUGAUGACAGGACACCAACUGUUUUGAAUCCGGUCCUGCAUUUCAGUUGCAUGGACUCGUCUAUUGCAAUGAAGCCAAUAUUUGACAGAUUUCAAUCUGUCAUCAUAACAUCCGGUACACUGUCGCCUUUAGACAUGUACCCGAAGAUUUUAAAUUUCCAUCCUGUUAUCAUGACUUCUUUCACGAUGACCUUGGCAAGGCCGUGUUUGUUGCCCAUGAUUGUAUCAAAAGGUAACGAUCAAGUCGCCAUUUCUUCAAAGUAUGAAACGAGAGAUGAUGUAGCUGUGAUAAGAAAUUAUGGACAACUUUUGGUAGAAUUUGCAGCUGCUGUACCUGAUGGACUUGUAUGUUUUUUUACGUCUUAUUUGUACAUGGAAUCAGUUAUCGCAGCUUGGUAUGAUCAAGGAGUUGUCGAUCAACUGCAGAGACACAAACUUCUUUUUAUCGAGACUCAAGACUCUGCAGAAACUAGUCUAGCUCUUGUCAAUUACAUAAAAGCCUGCGAUAGUGGUAGAGGAGCGGUAUUGCUAUCAGUAGCAAGAGGUAAAGUCUCUGAAGGAGUUGAUUUUGAUCAUCAUUUAGGUAGAGCUGUACUUAUGUUUGGAAUUCCUUAUGUGUAUACUCAGUCCCGUAUAUUGAAAGCUCGGCUGGAUUAUCUUAGAGAUCAAUUCCAAAUACGAGAAAAUGAUUUUUUGACGUUUGAUGCUAUGAGACACGCCGCUCAGUGUAUCGGCCGUGUCUUGAGAGGAAAAACUGACUACGGUAUUAUGGUUUUUGCUGACAAGAGAUUUUCUAGAGCUGACAAACGAAGCAAAAUACCCAAGUGGAUCCAGGAACAUUUGACUGAUAGUUUAUGUAAUUUAUCAACAGAAGAAGCAGUACAGAUUGCCAAGAGAUGGCUAAGGCAAAUGGCCCAACCAUUUUCACGAGAAGACCAAUUGGGUUUGUCAUUACUUACGAAAGAGCAAGUUGAAAAGAAAGAGGCUAAAAAAAUCGAAGAACAGGCUCAACAAAACUGAUAUUAUGUACUAUACAAUUUUUAUAAUAAUAAAAUAUUCAUGAAAUUUAUAAAUUCAAAUAUUUCAGUCAUAGCUCAUUCUACUUGUUUUUAUUUUUUGAAUUACUACCAGUUGCACUGCAUCUAGAAAAUAGAAAAAAAAUUUUUUCGUACUUACGUGUACUGAAUGCAUUCCGACAAUUACUCUGUACACUGAAUUGGAGUUUAAUAUUUAAAAUAUUUAUGAUUUGCGUGCCAAUAUUUUUUAAACACUCCUCUAAUUGUUGUCGCAAUAUUUGAAAGGUUCAAAAAGCGCGCAAUUAUUUAA